GUAUUAACAUGUGACUGAAAAUUGCCUAUGGUGAAUCACUGUUGUGAUAUUUAAUUGAAUAACCAAAAGGCCAGGGAGAGCACAGUUUCUGGAAAUGAUGGAGAAACCUUCAGGCAGUCCAUAUAGCAGGUUUCCUGCUCUACAUAUGUAUAAAUAAGGAGCUUUGGUUUUAUGCAAAUAAUUUCCCCCAAUGCCUCUGGUUCCCAUCUUGCUUCUGUGGCUGGUAAAAGAAAAGGGAGGAAUGAGAAAAGGUGUGUCACCUUACAAUCCCAUCUUUCUUCCAGUCCCUGGCCUGCUUGUCUUCUGGAAGCAGAACAGAGAAAACUGAUGUUGUGGAAAGAAAGGCUGAGAGACAUACAGUCAGCUUACUAAAUUUGCAUUAUCAGCUCCCUGAACAGAAGACCUAUGGGGAAGAGCCAAUGCUCCUGAAUCCCACACCAACCAACAUUUUGUUUUUUCAACUUAGAAGAACAAAGUCCACAAAAAAUCUUCAGGUUAGCGAUUUCUGUAGAAAUUUUACGAAAACACACCCUGCAGGAGCUGAUUUUAUGCAUCAGAAUUCGGAGAAUGCCACAGUCUGGAAAAGUCUGCGGCUUCUAGUUUGUUCCUGAGAAUCGUGCUGUGUAGACUCUGCUUUCCAGUUGCUGUCUCUUGAGGCUAAGAUUCCUGCCAAGAUGCUCCACUUGCAGGGUCCACAGAUGCUGCAGCUGUUGGAGAAGUCCUUGCUGAAGCACCUCCCUGAGUCCUUAAAGGUGUAUGGAACUGUCUUCCACAUAAACCAGGGGAACCCAUUCAAGCUUAAGGCCCUGGUGGACAAAUGGCCUGAUUUUAAUACUCUGGUUAUUCGUCCUGAGGAACAGGAAAUGACAAAUGACCUUGAUCACUACACUAAUACUUACCAGAUCUAUUCCAAGGAUCCCAAGAACUGUCAGGAAUUCCUUAGCUCACCGGAAGUCAUCAACUGGAAGCAACACUUGCAGAUUCAAAGCUUACAGGCCAGCCUGGAUAAGGUGAUAAAAAACCUUGUAGCCAUUCAUUCGGGCCAAGUCAAGCACACACAAUGCUUUCUCUACAUGGUACAUGACACAGCAAAGAAACUGGCUCCUUCGCUGCUGGAUGGAAAGAACGCAUCUCCCGAUGGUGACAAAUCCAAGUCCCUCGACCAACAGAUGUUUAAACACUCAACCCUGGAUAUUACCCAUGCUGCCUUGGUGAAUAAAUUCUGGUAUUUUGGUGGCAAUGAAAGAAGUCAGAGAUUCAUUGAGCGCUGCAUCCGGACCUUCCCCAGCUUCUGUCUGCUGGGGCCUGAGGGGACCCCUGUGAGCUGGACCAUGAUGGACCAGACUGGAGAGCUGCGAAUAGGAGCUACUGUGCCUGAGUACCGAGGUCAAAGUCUCCUUUAUCACAUCGCCAGAUGCCAGAUCCAGACUCUGGGAAAACUUGGCUUCCCCAUGUAUGCUCAUGUGGACAAGGCCAACCACAUCACACAACGAGUGACCCUCAGGCUGGGUAAUAUCCCCAUGCCCUGUGACUGGAACCAGUGGAACUAUGUGCCUCUGUGAAAGUGGCCCUGGACAUAAGAUAGUAAUGAGUGGCUUUGCAUGUGGCUGGAGAAGAGGAUGGGUAAAUGGGUAAUGGAGUGGACUGUGAGUUCGAAGAAAUGGAGAUGAGUGAUGAACAGCAGAACCGGGGUCCCUGCCCUCAAAUGCCUCAUGAACUUUGCUUUGCUUCCUCAGCAUGAAAUUGAACCAGUACCCUACUCCCAGGCUGACUCAGCUCCCACAUUCUCAGGGUCCCUGCAGGCGUUUCUAUGUUGCUCUCCUAACUCAUGGACCCUUGUGCAUUUGCCAGGAAGUGGGUUCUAUGAUUUCCCCCUCUGGCUUCCUAUAGCUUUUCUUUUAUUGGCUGGAGAAUAGCCUGUUUCCUGAACAGGUCUUUUGAAAAAUCAUUCUUUUCCAGACUUCCUAGGCCUUGAAAUAUAUUACAGACAUGCACAAUAUACACAAAUACAUUACGCAUGAAAUAUAUUACACACAGGCACAAUAUACACAAAGCAAUAAUGAGAAUAAUUAAGAAGACACUCAGAAUAUUUUUGCAACGAGUAUUAAUAUCUUUUGCAAUGAGUUAUCUUUUGCAAUUCAUACCCCAGGAAGGGUAAUCUGACAUUGCUUCUAGAGGCUGAGCUUCCUUAAUCCCCCACCCUCCGUGAUUCUGUCAUAAUAAAGAGAUUCUAAAAACAGAAA
Messenger RNA from Marmota monax (woodchuck), 2243 nucleotides. Its product is annotated as glycine N-acyltransferase-like protein Keg1. Bases 675 to 1562 code for a protein of 295 amino acids. Gene Ontology annotation, cellular component: mitochondrion. Gene Ontology annotation, molecular function: glycine N-acyltransferase activity. The transcript has 6 exons. NCBI's taxonomy places the organism in Eukaryota, Metazoa, Chordata, Mammalia, Rodentia, Sciuridae. The record is from RefSeq and is a predicted model, not a curated record.